UCCACUUGAAAUCACACAGUGCUCCGGCAGAACCUUCACUUUGCAUCCUCCUCCUCCUCAGGUCUCUCCUCCUUCUCUUUAGUUCCUCGUCAACCCUCUCUUUCUCUGUCUGCCACAUCUGCAACCCGUUUUUCUCCUCCCGACGCGUGAAACUCUCAGACAGUCACCAUGGAGGCCAUCAAGAAGAAGAUGCAGAUGCUCAAGUUGGACAAGGAGAACGCCCUCGACAGGGCGGAGCAGGCCGAGGCAGACAAGAAGGCGUCGGAAGAAAAAUGCAAGCAGCUGGAGGAUGACCUGCUGGCUCUGCAGAAGAAGCUGAAGGGAACAGAAGAUGAGCUGGAUAAAUACUCUGAGGCCUUGAAGGACGCUCAGGAGAAACUGGAGCUGUCGGAGAAGAAGGCCACGGAUGCGGAGGGCGAUGUGGCUUCCUUGAACCGCAGGAUCCAGCUGGUGGAGGAGGAGCUGGACCGGGCCCAGGAGAGGCUGGCCACGGCCCUGCAGAAGCUGGAGGAGGCCGAGAAGAUGGCUGACGAGAGUGAAAGAGGCAUGAAAGUGGUGGAGAACCGAGCCAUGAAAGAUGAGGAGAAGAUGGAGAUCCAGGAGCUGCAACUCAAAGAAGCCAAACACAUUGCUGAGGAGUCCGAUCGUAAAUACGAGGAGGUGGCCCGUAAGAUGGUAAUCCUUGAGAGUGACCUGGAAAGAGCAGAGGAGAGGGCGGAGGUGGCAGAACUGAAGUGUAGCGAUCUGGAAGAAGAGCUGAAGAACGUCACCAACAACCUGAAGUCUCUCGAGGCCCAGUCUGACAAGUACUCGGAGAAGGAAGACAGAUAUGAGGAGGAAAUCAAGGUCCUGAAUGACAGACUUAAGGAGGCGGAAACCCGUGCAGAAUUUGCAGAAAGGACAGUGGCCAAGCUGGAAAAGACCAUAGAUGACCUGGAAGAUAAUCUAUCGCAUGCAAAAGAGGAAAACAUGGGAAUGCACCAAGUCCUGGACCAAACACUGCAAGAGCUCAAUAGCUUGUAAACACACAAGAAGCAGUUUUGUAAAAGAUAUAUCCCUCCAGUCUCUCGCCUUGUUUUAGCCCAACAACAACACAUUUAGUCCUUUUUAUAUAUUUAUGGUUCGUUGUUUCCCCACUUAUUUUGUAAUAAUGGUUUUGGGUCCAUAUAAUAUUAAAUUUUGGUGCUGGAAAUUUUGUUGUAGACACGAGACAAACACAAAUAAAACCAGACAAUGAUGACGAUCA
Messenger RNA from Dunckerocampus dactyliophorus (ringed pipefish), 1246 nucleotides. Its product is annotated as tropomyosin alpha-1 chain-like. Gene Ontology annotation, biological process: actin filament organization; muscle contraction. The transcript has 9 exons. The record is from RefSeq and is a predicted model, not a curated record. The coding region runs from base 169 to 1023 and encodes 284 amino acids. Gene Ontology annotation, molecular function: actin filament binding. Gene Ontology annotation, cellular component: actin filament. Lineage: Eukaryota; Metazoa; Chordata; Actinopteri; Syngnathiformes; Syngnathidae.